AAUUGUUUGAAAGAAGCACGGCAGACAAACAUAUAAACAGUCAGUCUGUGUUUUAAAUAAAACCACGUAUCUGUUAAGCUUUAUUUGAAGAAAGUGUAGUUGUACUGAGAUUGAAACACGGUUUGACUACGAAUAAUUAUGUCUGAAAAAGUUGUCGGUGAAUUCCUGGAGCUGCCACAGUCAGAAUAUGAACAUAAACAGAUGCCCGGGGAGGAAGAAGAGGCGGUGGCUCAAGCGAUAGAGAUUUCAAUCGAAUCGGUGGAAGAAGGGAAUGUGCAGUUUCAGGACGAAGUUAGUGCUGUAAAGCAAGUUCUGUUUCAGGAUCAAGAUGACGAUAGCAGCUGCAGUGAUUAUGGCAGUCAUGAUAAGCCUGGAACUGUCUUACAAAGACUGGUGCCUGAUGGAAAUGUGCUUUUUCCGGAUACCUUCCAGACUAACCAGCUUCUGUUUUAUGAGAGAUUUAAAGCUUAUCAAGACUACAUGCUAGGUGACUGCAGAACUUCAGAGGUAAACAAUUUUACUGCUGAAUACUUGGAGAAAGUGCUGGAGCCGUCUGGAUGGCAAGCUGUUUGGCGUACUGAAGUGUUUGAGGUGUUGAUUGAGGUAGUUGAUGUGGAGUAUCUCGUUCUAAAAGCAGCUGUGGAAUUGGUUACACCUUUCCUGUGUGAGGCAAAAGGCUGUGAGCUCACAGAAGAGUCCAUGAAAGACCUGUUAGAGGCUAAAGAACAUAAAGUACCUCUGCAGGAACUCUAUGUUGUUUAUGAUGAAUCUGGGGAGUUCGACCAAACGGCACUUGCUGUGGAACAUGUAAGAUUUUUCUAUAAACACAUCUGGAGAAGCUGGGAUGUAGAGGAUGAAGAUGAUGAUUUUGAUUAUUUUAUCAGAUGUGUUGAACCCAGACUGAGGCUAUACUAUGAUAUUCUUGAGGACCGGGUGCCGUCAGGCUUGGUUACUGAGUAUCAUUGUUUGGUUUCACAAUGUGAGGAAAAAUAUAAGGAGUUCACGAGUCUGAGAAACUGUAUCUCUAACAGUGACUCAGAGUCUGAGCUUGACAACGUCUCAAUGGUGGAGGGCUUAAAGAUGUAUGAUGACCUGGAGAGCUUGAAACGCAAACUAAAGAUUAUUGAGAACCCCUUGCUCAGAUAUGUGUUGGGUUAUCAAGUGAAUUCGGGUCUUCAGUCCAACAGAGCUAAAGGACCCCGUCCCACUGGGGAGAGAGUGGUUCACGUUGUGUCCAGUUCAAUGACAGUUGGUCAGCUGCAGACCUUGAUGAGGGACAAAUUGUGUCCUGAUUUUACUGGGGAGGAAUUUGAGCUGCAGUUUCACAGUGAUCCUUUGGUAGCAGUAAAUGCCUGUUACGAGGGGGAUGUGGUAGUUAUCUGCCCUGGUCAUUACUCUGUGAAUGGUUCGUUUAGUAUUCCAGACUCCAUUGAGCUGGAAGGUUUUGGCUUAACUGAUGAAGUUGUCAUUGAAAAAGUGGGCAAAGGGGAUAUAUUUCUGGAUUUAACAGGUGCCAAUGUGAAGGUUUCCAACCUGAAGUUUGUGCAGCAUGAUGCAGUUGAAGGGAUCUUAUGUGUUCGCCAAGGGAAGACAGUGGUGGAAAAUUGUGUUCUUCAAUGUGAAACCACAGGAGUUGCAGUGAGGACUUCAGCAGAGCUGUUUAUGAAUAUUUGUGACUUGUAUGGCGCAAAGGGUGCUGGUGUCGAGAUUUACCCUGGUAGUACCUGCAGUUUGGUUGGUAAUGGCAUACACCAUUGCAAAGAGGGAAUCCUCAUAAAGGACUUUACAGAUGAAUUUUACACCAUGCCCAAAAUUACCAUGAUGAACAAUGUUGUUCAUAAUAAUGAAGGCUAUGGUGUCAUCUUAGUUAAGCCUGCAGAUCUGCCUCGAAUGAAGAAAACUACUGAAUCGAAAGAAAAUGGCAGUCAAAAAAAGGAGGCUGAUGAGGAAAAGGGACCCACUGCAGAAGGAUGUGUGGAGGGAAACUCUCCGUUCAGGGACCCCCUUACCCAGGAGUACAAGGAGGGCAAUGAUGUCAUCACAAGUGAACUGGUGGCCACAUCGUCAAAGAAAAGCCAGUUGCAGAAGAAAAAGAUGAUUGAACUGGGACUCACAAUGGCAGAUGACGAUUUGAUGUCUCAGGAAAUGUUUGUCUCUAUUAAUGGAAACCAUUUCAAAAGAAAUGGGAAAGGAAGCUUUGGCACGUUUUUAUACUAAGUUUUUGGAAACAAUGAAUCUGUGUGGAACCAUGCAAACACUUUGCGCACCUUUUAUUUAUAUGUUCAUUUUUAAUAACUUGUUGUAAGAUUGCCAAAACACCUGCAUAAUUUACAUUGAAGAAAACACCUCUGCUCUAUCCUCUUGUCACCGUCUGCCCAAUUAUGUAUUUGAGUGUGUGUGUGUGUGUGUUUUUUUUUUUAUUUAUUUAAUUUUAGAGAUUUUAGUAUACCAGCAUUGAAA
Molecule: messenger RNA, 2460 nt
Organism: Polyodon spathula (Mississippi paddlefish)
Lineage: Eukaryota; Metazoa; Chordata; Actinopteri; Acipenseriformes; Polyodontidae
Gene: shcbp1
Product: SHC SH2-domain binding protein 1
Exons: 13
Coding region: 139-2217 (692 amino acids)
Biological process (GO): fibroblast growth factor receptor signaling pathway
Source: RefSeq, a predicted model, not a curated record